AUGUUCAAUGCUGAAGAGAUGCACCCUUUGAAGGAAAAACAUGAGGCUAUUUCCAAAGCAAAGCCUCCCAUGGGCUCGCAGGUUUACGUGGUGAGCGUGCUCAUUCUCAACGUCGUGGCAUUCCUGGUGGUCUGCUACUGUUACAUAUGCAUUUACAUCAGCGUGCACAACCCCGAGCACGCGUCACGCCACGGAGACACAAAGAUCGCCAAGCGCAUGGCUGUGCUCAUUUUCACAGACUUCCUGUGCAUGGCGCCGAUCUCGUUCUUCGCUAUCUCUGCAGCCCUGGGUAUGCCCCUCAUUACAGUUUCUCACUCCAAGAUCUUGCUCAUCCUUUUUUACCCCAUUAACUCUCUCUGUAACCCUUUCUUGUACACCAUCUUCACACGGGCCUUCAGGAAGGACGUGUGCCUCCUGCUGAGCCGCUGCGGCUGGUGCCGCCGCCGCCGCAACGCCGCAGACGCCUACAAGUCACAGACGAUGGCUUUACCCAUCACCAGCGCACAUCCGAUUUCCACCAGAAAGCCUCAAUCGCUUAACAUUUACACAUAUCACAUUAAGAUGAAGGGUUGCUUCCUAAACAAGGGAACUACAUGAACAUCUGCAGGCUGGAUUUUUUUUUGUUUUUGUUUUUGUUAAUGAACUGACAGCGGCAUCUGCUGCCAUCCUUCAAAUGGCGGGUCACGGUGAAAGGACUGUCACUUCACAUCAGGCAUCACAUCCAGUUUGACACUUCACAUUGAAGUGACUGAUGCAAAAGGUGCCGCUGCUCCAUUUGUGUACAGGAAGUGCGGCACAAAGAAGCCAGGACUGACGACGGGGAAAGUGACACAGGGUCGUCAUUUUCGGUAAUUAAGAUCAAACUGGAUGAAACCUAAGAUGUUUCUUUCGA
This is a messenger RNA of Thalassophryne amazonica, 892 nucleotides long. Its product is annotated as follicle-stimulating hormone receptor-like. Bases 1 to 597 code for a protein of 198 amino acids. Lineage: Eukaryota; Metazoa; Chordata; Actinopteri; Batrachoidiformes; Batrachoididae. Gene Ontology annotation, molecular function: follicle-stimulating hormone receptor activity; G protein-coupled receptor activity. The record is from RefSeq and is a predicted model, not a curated record. Gene Ontology annotation, biological process: follicle-stimulating hormone signaling pathway; male gonad development. Gene Ontology annotation, cellular component: membrane. The transcript is spliced from 2 exons.